AUGCUGGGUGGGAUCACUUGCCUGUCUGCCGUCAUGUGUGGAGCCCUGUGUACACAGUGCCUGGCAGCCGGGCAGAAAGUCUCAGGGCACCAGGCAGCUGCCUGUGUUGCUUCUCAGAACUACAGACAUCUCCCCUCCAGACACACGCCCACCACUCUCUGCACAGAGCUCCACCGAGGACGCAGACCCCUGACCACCUGGCAGCCUUGGGUCCACACGGGCACAGAGCAGAGCACUUCAGGGAUCCUGCUUCCCCACUGCCAGCCCAUCCUCAGGUGUGAUUGUGACAGCACGCCCUGGUCACCACGUGCCCAGCAAGCCACUCCUGCCCAGACGGAGUACCUCCUCUCAAGUCCCACUUUCCCGCACAUGGAGAUGAGGGCUGCUGGUGCUGCCCAGAGACGGCUCCCAGUGUCGGCCAGGCCUGGUGUGGCCAGCUCUAGGUUGACUGGGAUUACCUUAGGUGACCUCCUGGUAAAGGCCCUGAGGCAUCCAGGUUGA
Rangifer tarandus platyrhynchus (Svalbard reindeer) is the source of this 501-nucleotide messenger RNA. Lineage: Eukaryota; Metazoa; Chordata; Mammalia; Artiodactyla; Cervidae. The record is from the annotation of a GenBank genome assembly.